This is a messenger RNA of Oikopleura dioica, 2805 nucleotides long. Lineage: Eukaryota; Metazoa; Chordata; Appendicularia; Copelata; Oikopleuridae. The record is from the annotation of a GenBank genome assembly.
AUGGUCCUUGGAAUAAAUAAACCCGCGACGAUGGACAUUCCGCCGACUUAUGCUGAGCUCUUUCCGGAUAGGGUAACUCAAGAAGAUAUCGACCUAGAACAACAAAACAUUGAAGAGAGACUUCAAACUCAUGCUCAACGCAUGGCAGAAUUUCAAGUGGAAGAAUCCCAGUCUCGAGCGUCUCUUCUUUCCCUCACCCGCCAAUCCAUCAACACUGGAUUCUUUCUCUCCCUCGUUGUCUUGUGCUUCGUUCUUUUUGCAAUCGUCUGGGAAGAAGAAAGAAGUGUGCAGAGUAGAAUGCAAAUGGAGCACAUAAAAGAAACUCUUCCCUGCUGCGAGUAUUUUGGCGAGCAAUUCAUGGGCCUGAGAUCAGCUGUCCGCGUUCCAGCCGGCAAAAAUACAACGAUAAGUUCUGUCGAAGAAGUAAUCCACUAUUGCGACGAGUUAGAGCUUCAAAUGAUCUAUCACUCUGACAUCAGCGAUUCUCUUUCAACCUGCGCCGUGCAUCUUUACGGAACAGAAAAUGUCAAAAUCGGCGAUUCAAAUUCAACCCAAUUCGAAAUCGAGCCGGCGAUCUGGGUGCGUCACAAUCGGACAGCAGCGGCCAUGUACGACUACAUUCAACACGAUUACACGAAUGCCAAGAGAAAAGGCUACGGACUCUGUCGAUUUGAAGGCUCCUGCGAAUCGUUUUACAAUUAUAUACUCUUCAACGAGCUGGAGCAGAUUUCCUCCGACAUCAAGGACUCCUCCGAAAACUUUUCAAAAGCGACGGAACACUACUCAAAGCUGAGAAAACUGUGUUCCAGCAUUUCAGCGACUGAAGCAUCAGGGGUCAAAGACUACGUCGAUGAAUACUGCCGAACUUGGCAGCGAGCGCUAACAGAGCCGCUCGAACAAGCUGUAGCUGUUGAACUCGCCAAAUUAGGAUUCCCGGAUAAAUUGAAAGAAAACAAGUACACAAAGGCCGACACAAAGGCUCUUAAAAAUCAGCUGUGCCGGUUGGAUGAUCUCAACCUGCCGAAGCAUCUCGCUUCGGGUCAAAAAGCAGCGAUUGUAGCACUCGUCGCGCCGCUCAGGAAGAAAUUUUCAAUCUUCUUCUACUCCGCAAACUCAAAAUUAAACGACCCAGCGAAACCGGAAUACUUUCUUUCUAUUAUUUACAAGUGGAUCAACGAGUAUCAAAACUUCAUCACGACGAUUGCGGAAGAAAUUUUUGACGAGUUCUCGGCCUCGAUUGAAUUCGUUGCAGAGCUGUUGAGAAUUGCAGCGCGAAAAGUCGAAGACGAUUUUGAAUUAGAGCUUGAUGAUGAAGUUUUCAGUCAUAUCAUCGAUGAAAUCAUUUCGAAUGACGCUGAGUUACAGCUGUUUGAACCUACUAUCGCAGAAAUGCACAGGCCUCUUGCGAUUCUGGAGCAUGACGAUAUUGCGGCGAGAUGGGUUGGCUUGGAGCUAGUGUCGUCCAGAAAAAUGCUAGAGGAAAUUAUCAGUGGAGAGUUUCCGAUCAAAUCAGAAGAAGUAGCGAUGCAAUUCUUUGAUAUCCUGCAAUUAACUAAUCGACGAUGCCAGUGCUUGUCUCAGAAAACCCGGACAAAGUUUUAUUUUCAAGAGCUUGAAAUUAUCGACGAGUUCCGGCUUGGUUUGAUUCAGCUCUCUGAUGUGGGGUCGAUUUCGUUGGAUAAAGUCUGCGCGAUUGUGAACACGAUUAGCUGCAUUCGGACGAGUCUAAUCGUAUGGGAAGAAGAUCGACCCUAUGCUCAGCCGUUGAGGGAUAGCCCACGCUUUCAGGAAAAAUAUGAUCAAGUGAUUGCGAAUGUUCUUGCGUUUGAAACGGCCCUGACGAAGCAAAUCGUCAACAACGCAUAUCAAGACAUCAGUGACGCGCUGUAUGCGUAUAACGCGGGAAAAUUGGCGCAUAUAAAGGAACUGGAGCAAGUUUCAUCGUCGUUGCUGCCAUCUUUGUCCAAAAUACAGAUUCAUCUUCAACUCCUGGAAACAAAUCUUCUUCCUGAAAAGAGCCGCCAAACUUGCGAGCAACUAGCGAUAGAAGUAGACAAGCAUUUGGCGAAGAAACUAGUGUCAUUCGAAACGAUUGUAACAAGCAAUCCUCUUGUCAGCUCACAAAUUGAAUCAGACCUUCUUCAUAAUGUUUUUUCACUGUUUUCGAAUUCUUUACACGGCUCCGCAGAAGAAAAAGUAAAAUCGUUCAUGAAUCGGAUAAUCCGAAACGGCGGUUUAAAAAUCAGCAUUCGGCGUUAUGCCACUGAUCCGUUUAAAAUCCUUGGUGUUUCGCGAAAUAUGUCCAAGAAACAAAUCCACACCGAGUACCUGCGAAAAUGCAUGAAGUGCCAUCCAGACAUUUUCCCCGACGAUCCAGUCAAAGCGCAAGAAUUCCAAAACCUGCAAGCCGCUUACGAUAAAAUCAUGAACUGGGAAGAGCAUCAGCAGUUUGAAACGAAACAAAAAAUGGAACAAGAGCGUCAAGAAGAGCGGGAAAAACGACAAGAGCGCCCAAGCACGAACUGGUUCAGUAAUCCGACUGCGAACGAAUGGGACCCUGAUCGGCUCAGAUUUGGGGACAGCAUUAUCGAAAAUAAUAUUGAUAAGGGAUACAAACAAAGAGCUUUUGGCGGCGUUUCACAAAUUCGAACGGAUUUAGGAAAGGAUGGUUUCAGAGGGCCGGAGAGACAAUAUCAAAAUCUUGAUUUCAAUAGAAGAUAUGGGAAAGAAGUUAUAGAUGAUGAUGUCGGACUAUUUGGUGCUGCUUGGCGAGGAGUAAAGAACAAAUUUGCUUCUAAGAAAUAA